This is a messenger RNA of Leptopilina heterotoma, 3557 nucleotides long. RefSeq names its product tyrosine-protein kinase transmembrane receptor Ror2 (gene Nrk). The transcript is spliced from 6 exons. NCBI's taxonomy places the organism in Eukaryota, Metazoa, Arthropoda, Insecta, Hymenoptera, Figitidae. Gene Ontology annotation, biological process: positive regulation of kinase activity; cell surface receptor protein tyrosine kinase signaling pathway; protein phosphorylation. Bases 500 to 2446 code for a protein of 648 amino acids. The record is from RefSeq and is a predicted model, not a curated record. Gene Ontology annotation, cellular component: signaling receptor complex. Gene Ontology annotation, molecular function: protein binding; transmembrane receptor protein tyrosine kinase activity; ATP binding.
ACAAAACACAAAAAGGAAAAACAGUGUUAAUUAUUAAUUUCCUAAUUUAAGAGAAAAUUUACACAACAAUGAAUUAAAUCUUUCUGAAAAGUUUAAAUAUCACUAAGUGAAUGAAUGAAUUUCUUUUAUUCAGAAAAGAACUGCAAGAACUUUUUAAAGAAGUGGAUUUUUGUGAGAAGAAAUCCAAAAAAAAGUCCUAACCUCUAAUUUCGUCCACAUUUUUCGAGACUAAAAACUAAAAUUCACAUUUAUUAAUUAAACAUUAAUUAACGAAAAAUUUUUAGUGAAUAUUUACUUAUUUCAAAUAAGUACUGAAUAAUGUGAAAAAGACUGAUAAAAUAUUUAGUGUUUUUUAAUUAUAUUCUUAAAAUAGAUCAUUAUAGGGAUGUAAAGCGAGAGAGAAUGCUGAAAUUUUAAUUUCCACGAAAAUUUUGAAGAGAAAAUUUGUGAUGUUAUUUAGUUUUUAAUGUUUAUGUGAGAAUAUACAAUAAUUCGCACCAUGGUGCUGAGGACAAUAAUUUUGGUGAUAAUUGGCUUGCAUUGUGCAUUUGCAUUGAAAAAAUAUGAGAAUCAAGGCUAUUGUGCGCCAUACAGUGGUAAGGUUUGCAAAAAAUACCUUACAGGAAUCGGCAAAGUUUGGUUUAAUGAUACACGAGAUAAUCCCGGUGGAUUAUUAAAUGAACAAACGGCAAUGAAUCUAUGGGAAGAAUUGAUAGUAAAUUUAAACGAGCCAUGCCGUUCAGCAGCCGAGAAAAUGCUUUGUCUAUACGCUUUUCCACAAUGUCGAAAUUCAAUCGGUUUACCAUUGUGUUACGAGGAUUGUAUGGCCGUUCGUCACGAAUUUUGCUUUAACGAAUGGGCCUUAAUCGAGGACAAUAAAGAGAGGGAUAUUUUUAUCAGAUCCCGAGGACAUUUUUUACUGCCAAAUUGUGAAAGUCUUCCAAAAAUUAGUAACGAUCAAGUUACUUGCUCAAACAUACACUUGACUGACAUAAACGAAGAUCUCAUUACUUAUAAUUGUAUUCAGGAUAAUGGACGAUUUUAUAUGGGAAAAAUGAAUAGAACAAACGAGGGUCUCGAAUGUCAGCCUUGGAGUUCACAAGAACCACACUCUCACGAUCGUCCACCAAAUGUAUUUCCACAAAUAGUUGACGGUGAAAAUUAUUGUCGAAAUGUCGGUGGAAAUGAACCGAUGCCUUGGUGCUUUACAACUGAUACAAAAAUUCGUUGGCAGUACUGCAAUAUUCCAAAAUGUGAUAAUUCAACAGAGGAAAUUGUAAAAAUUGGACCCGAUGAUUUAAUAAUGGAUACACUCUUCACACCGACUGUGAUUCUCACUCUUGCCUUUCUCGGAUUUUUAAUGAUCCUAGGAACAUCCCUCGCUUUUCUGUUGAGCCAAAAACUUCGUAAACGUCAUCAAGGUUAUAAUGCUACCGUUAAUCAGGAUAUAAAUAUCGAUCUUGACAAAUUGCCGAGCAACGAUGCGUACCACAAGACAGGAGUGAUGCUAAAUCCAAAAUUGGAAAAACUCGAGUUCCCAAGAAACGAUAUUAUUUACAUUCGAGAUUUGGGCCAAGGCGCUUUUGGUCGAGUGUUUCAAGCAAAAGCCCCAGGUCUGAUUCCAGGCGAUGAAUUCACAAACGUAGCAGUGAAAAUGCUCAAGGACGAGGCAACCGACGAUCUUUUGUCAGACUUUGAACGCGAGGCUUGUCUACUCUCCGAAUUCGAUCAUCCAAAUAUUGUCAAACUCCUCGGAAUUUGUGCUAUCGGUCGACCGAUGUGUCUUCUCUUUGAAUACAUGGGUCGUGGCGAUUUAAACGAAUUCCUACGCACUUGCUCACCGGGAAAUUACAUCGUUCGUAGUUUUGAAAACGAUGGUUCAUUCACCGAUUCACGUCUAUCGCACAUGGAUUUAAUUAACAUUGCGAGGCAAAUUGCCUCCGGAAUGGUUUAUCUGUCGGAUAGAAAAUUUGUUCAUCGUGAUCUCGCUACGAGAAAUUGUCUAAUUAACGAUCAAAUGGUGGUGAAAAUUGCCGACUUUGGAUUGUCGCAGAAAAUUUAUUUACAGGAUUAUUACAAGGGCGAUGAACAGGACGCUAUUCCAAUUCGAUGGAUGCCGUUGGAGAGUAUUCUCUACAAUAAAUAUACUAUUGAAUCGGACGUAUGGGCUUUCGCUGUCUGUCUUUGGGAAAUUUUCAGUUUUGCCCUUCAACCUUACUAUGGAAUGACACACGAGGAGGUGGUGAAAUAUAUUAAAGAAGGAAAUGUACUCAAGUGUCCAGACAAUACGCCAACUGUGGUUUAUGAACUCAUGAAAUUAUGUUGGAAUAGACGACCAUGCGAACGGCCUCCUUUCCGAAAAAUCUUCGUCACUCUGGAAGCCAUUAAAGCUGAUCUUGAAACUGGGAAUGUUUCCGAUAAUCUUCCGAUACGAAUUCAUGUUUAAGGUAAUUUUUUGACUAUUUUUCGAUUUUUAUCAUUACAAAAAGGUUGCUUUUUUCGACCAAAGGAGUUUUUUUUUAAAUUGAAAAUUAGAAAUUUAAUUUCUAUUAGUGAAUUAAAAAUUCACGUUAACUUAUUAAAUAAUAUUAGUUAAAGAAGAAACUAUUUAUUAUUCUUUACGUUUGAAAAAGUAUUUUGAAUUUUUCCAGUAAAAAAAAGUCUGGAAUUUAAAAAAAAAUGGGAGACAAGAACUGAAAAAAUAUUUUUACCCUAAAAGACUGCAAAUAAACCGUCACAAAAAUAUUUCUAUUAAAACGGGACUAAACAUUCGUUUUUCAAGCACUGUCUAUUUAAAUCUUUAUCACUGACGACUGUUUUCAUGCAUUUAUUUUUUAAGAUAAUUUUUAACGAUUUUUCUAGGAAAUUUUUUUCCUGUACAGACUGAAUUUUUGUGAGCUAAGUGGGAGAUUUCUGUUUUUUUUUACACUCGCCACUUUAUUAUAUCGUGAAAUUAAUAUCAAGUCAAAAUGUAAAUUUACAAAACAUAUUUCUAAAAUUUACAAAUAUGUCAAAUACGCGCAGCUUUUAAACCUUUUUUAUUCUUUAAUAUUAUUAAUUUACAUUUCGAAUUUAUUUAAAUAUUUUUCUUCUGCUUGUUUAAUUUUUAAAAAUAAAUUCUUUCGCGACCUCGAAACACAAAAAACGAUUCUGAAGAUUCUAAACUUUAUUAAAAACUUAAAGUUAUUGCAUGUGUGUUUUCGCUGUCUUUCUGCUAAAUGUAUAUUUAAAUAUGUUACAUUUAUAAUAUUUCCUAUAAUUGUUAGGUGUCAGCAUCGUUGAUAUAUAUUUAAAAAAAAAUUUGCAAAAUAAUAGUAAAAGUAUUAUUAGAAGCAGAUUGUUUCUAUAAUUAAAGUCAAUUAUAAAUUUUUUGUAAUUAAUUACAGAAUCAAUCUGAGUGUAACAGAUAUAUUAUAUCUAUUAUUCUAUUAUAUCAUUAAGAACCUUGUUAUACAAGUGUAAAACUUAAGACUACCUGAAACUCACAACAGUAUUGUUAAUCUGUAAAAUCACGAAUUUAGUCGAAUCUCUAUAUUGAAAAAAAGAACAAAAGAAAA